Talaromyces proteolyticus is the source of this 2557-nucleotide messenger RNA. Its product is annotated as glucose-methanol-choline oxidoreductase. The transcript has a single exon. Gene Ontology annotation, molecular function: flavin adenine dinucleotide binding; oxidoreductase activity, acting on CH-OH group of donors. Bases 476 to 2218 code for a protein of 580 amino acids. The record is from RefSeq and is a predicted model, not a curated record. Lineage: Eukaryota; Fungi; Ascomycota; Eurotiomycetes; Eurotiales; Trichocomaceae.
AUUAACGCAAUCACCAUCUAAAGCUUCCACAAAGGUCCCCAGAGCCACCCACGUCUUCUACUAGCUAUAGCUACCAAUGAGCAGCGCGCUGAUCAAGUCUUACGGCUGCUUUCAAACGAGAGAUGGUAGGAAGUGGGCGUAUCAUGCCUAUUUAGUCGCCAUGCAUGUGUUCGGUCUGGCUCAAAUCUUGCAGAUCUAUGGUAUCAACAUGUGCUCCAUCCUGUGGCCGAAAACUCAUUAUGGUAUGAGUAUGAAACCAAUCCAAAGUACAGUGCCCGUAUCGCCCCGCUCAGCUUCAAGUUCUAUGACGAUACCUUGAGGUUAAUGAACGUAGUAAACCAUUCCAGCAAAGAGACAUUGGGUCACUCCUAGGACAUAUAAAGUACUCGUGAAAUCUCUCCAUAAGCCACAAAGGCCAGUUCAUUAACCAAUUCCAAAACUAUCUCUUAAUUAGACAACCUAUUUCUCUAUUAUCAUGACUGUCCAGGACGGAGCUCGCUUCGACUUCAUUGUCGUUGGUGGUGGCACGGCAGGCAAUAUCGUUGCUCACCGUCUUGCGGAAAACCCCAAUGCCCGUAUCCUCGUCGUCGAGGCCGGCAUCGGCACCUCCAAGGAUAACGAGGAGAUCCGGACUCCAGGGCUUGCAAUGGAGAUCCGUGGCAGCCAGUAUGAUUGGGCCUACAAGACCACCAUGGUCAAGCGCCCUGACUAUGAGCGUAUUGAGAAGCCUAACACUCGCGGAAAGGCUCUUGGCGGCAGCUCAUCGCUGAACUACUUCUCUUGGGUGCCUGGCUCCAAGGGUACGUUUGAUAUGUGGGAAGAAUACGGUGGAAAGGAGUGGACAUGGGAUCCUCUUGUUCCCUAUCUUCGUAAGAGUGUGACUUAUCACGAUGAUGCCGGCUUGUUCCCACCAGAGCUUAAGAAGAUUGGCGCUGGUGGUCCAAUCCCAAUUGCCCACGCCGACCUUAUGCCCGAGAUGAAAGGGUUCCGUGAACUGGUUACUAAGGCCUGGAAGUCCACCGGUGAGCCUGUUACUGAAAACAUCUUUGAUGGCACAAUGCGUGGCCUAGUGCACAGUGUAAACACAAUCUAUAAGGGUCGGCGCUCGGGCAGUUUUCUCGCUGUUGUGGACCAACCGAAUAUCACUAUUCUUCCUGAGGUCCACUCAAAGCGACUUAUUAUUGACGACGCUGAUCGCACCGCCAAAGGUGUAACUGUGAUCAACAGCUCUGGACAAGAGUUGAGCUUCUAUGCCACUCGUGAGGUCAUUGUCUCUCAGGGUGUUUUUGAAAGCCCUAAGCUUUUAAUGCUGAGUGGUAUCGGACCAGCGCCUGAGCUGGCCAAGCACAAUAUCCCUGUUCUUGUUGAUUCGCGUCACGUCGGUCAGCAUCUCCUGGACCACCCUGGUGUUCCCUUUGUCCUUCGUCUUAAAGACGAGUUCUCGAUGGAUAGCCAUGUCUUGCGGAAGGGAAAGCUACAGGAUAAAGUUUUGUCAACGUACUCCAAGAACCACACUGGCGCUAUGGGAUCACCAUUCCUCGAGCUAAUUGGCUUCCCUCGCAUCGAUAAAUACUUGGAAAAAUCCCCUGAAUAUCGUGCGGCAAAGGCUGAUAAUGGUGGUCUCGAUCCCUUCUGCCCAUACGGCCAGCCUCAUUUUGAGCUUGAUUUCAUUCCUCUCUUUGGUAGUGCGUUCCAGUGGCACUUCCCACACCCCAACAAAGGCAGUUACAUGACAGUGAUGGUCGACCUUGUUCGCCCCGUCUCUGAGGGUGGUGAAGUUACACUGAACAGCAGCGAUCCUCUAGAGCAGGCCAACAUUAACUUGAACUACUUCAACAAUGACCUUGACAUCAUUGCCAUGCGUGAAGGCAUAAGAUACACUUAUGAUGUCCUCAAGCAUGGCGAAGGGUUCAAGGAUGUUGUUGUGGAUGAAUAUCCGUGGGAAAUGCCUUUAGAUGAUGAGGAGGCGAUGAAGAGAACGGUAUUAGAUCGCUCUCAAACCUCGUUCCACCCUUGUGGUACUGCCCGCCUGUCCAAGAAUAUCCAGCAGGGUGUUGUGGACCCCAGCCUCAAAGUCCAUGGAGUCAAAAACCUCCGUGUUAUCGACGCCUCUGUCAUCCCUGUUAUUCCAGACUGCCGCAUCCAGAACUCAGUCUACAUGGUGGCCGAGAAGGGCGCCGACGCCAUUAAGCGUGAUCACGAAGACCUUUACCGUUAGUUGAACGAAGAGAUUGGAAAUAAGAAGCUAUUGCAUGAUUUAGUGGAUAUGUGAACUUUUGAGAAAUUGGUUAAUCAUAAUGAAAUAGUGAUAUUCCAGAAUCCAGCUCCUCAGCCGUAGAAAGCCAACCCUUCCCUUCUCAAAAGAUGUUAUAGUACUAGCAACAUCCCCCCGGCCGAACAACUAACCUUCCAGGACGAUCGACCAGUUGAUAGGGAACCAGCUCAUGAUCAUAACUUAAACCUUGAAUUAUAAAUUGUACUUUGUUUUAGACUUCCUGAUAGAGCGCUAAAUAGCAGAUUUAAGAGUAAAAUCAAUUGAUACGUUUUAGUACAAUGU